AUGGGAUGUUUACAUUCUAAAAAUUCAGGCGAUAAAAAAAAUGUCAAGUCUAUCAAUUUACAAAAUAAAAAGACUGAAUUUAGAUAUGAUGAUGGUAGAAGAUUUUAUGGUAUAAAAGACGCUAUAUAUCAUCUACCAAAUGAUGAAGAUGAACAAGAUAGACUACAUUUACAACAUUUCCUGAUAAGAUAUCUCUUCCAAAGCAAUUUUUCUUCCCCCAUCGAACAUAUUUUGGAUAAACCUGGAACAAAAAUUCUCGAUAUUGGAUGCGGUCCAGGGUCAUGGUCAUUUGACAUUGCGACCACCUAUCCAUUCGUCGAAGUUAUUGGAUUAGAUAUGUCUCCACACCAACCAUCCUAUAUAAAACCUAAAAAUUUCACUUUCAUUAAAGCAAAUGUUUUAGAAGGAUUACCUUUCGAGGAUAACACUUUUGAUUUUGUAUUCCAACGAUGUAUGAUUUUUGGUUAUCCUAAUGAAGAAUGGCCAAAUGUAAUGAAUGAGCUUGUCAGAGUUUUAAAACCUGGUGGUUAUUUAGAGUUAUGUGAACCUUCUCCGGUAUUUAAUAUGGGUCCAACAAGUCAGCGUAUAUGGGAAGCUGGCAC
Messenger RNA from Cetraspora pellucida, 602 nucleotides. The record is from the annotation of a GenBank genome assembly. NCBI's taxonomy places the organism in Eukaryota, Fungi, Glomeromycota, Glomeromycetes, Diversisporales, Gigasporaceae.